AUGGUGGUCAUCGGCACCACGCGCGGGCACAUCCGCUUCUACGACCAGGACAUGUGCCUGCUGCACUGGUACCAGCAGUCCGAGCUGGACGCCAUCACGAGCCUGAGCUUCAGCGUGGACGCCGCCACGGCCGUCGCCGCCAAGGCCUCCGCGUCCUGGGCGGCCAGCAGGACGUCCUUCCCGACAGCGCGGCACAGCGUUGACGCGGAGCAGCGCGCCGUGCAGCAGCGGAUGGACUUAUCGCGGAUGAUUAGCGGGCCGCUGCCGCGAGGCCACGACGCCGAGGGCGCGUUCCAGGCGCGCGACCUGAUCGUGAGCACGGAUGCGGGUCGCAUGGUCCUCGUGUCCUUCGCGAGCGAACGCUGCGUGGUGCUGCACGACUACCAGGUCCCCAUCACCGCCAUCCAGACCCACACCGACAAGCCGCAGCUGCUGAUCGGCAGGGCCGACGGGUCCAUCUCGCUCAUCGACUACGAGAAGAAGGAGGUGAUGAUGACCUACGCGUUCGAGUGCAAGCCUGGAGCCGAGCCGGUGGCGGUCACGUCGCUCAAGUAUUCGCCCAAUGGUGCGGUACUGGCGUGCGGCCGCGCCAACGGGACGCUGUACCUGCUGCACCCCGUGCUGCUGCAGCCCAUCGUGCCCCAGCCGUUCCAGAAGACCCGCCACGCCGUCCGGCACCUCUGCUUCUCGCCCGACAACAUGUUCAUGGCACACUGCGACAGCGCCAACUUCGUGUCGGCGUACCGCUGCCACAACGCCGCCAAGGGCCGCUGGGUGUACCUGGGCAAGCAGCAGCUCCACGGCCUGGCCGUGCGCUGCCUGCUCUUCGGGCCGCAGCCCUUCGACGCGCCGCUCUUCUCGCUCGGCGAGGACCUCCUGCUGGUGGAGUACGACGUGGCGCACAGCAUGAACAACACGCUGGUCGUCCACCGGAUGGACCCGGUGGAGCAGUCGGGGGUUCCCUCGCACAUGACGUGGUGCCCGGGCCGGGAGGAGGGCGACGACUUGACGCUGCUCAUCGCCACGUCUGAGUACAAGUACAAACUGGUGGACCUCAAGUCGCGGAGCCUGUGCGGAACGUACCAGGGCCCGCGCCUCCGCACCCCCGUCUGCACCAUCAAGGUGGACGCGGUUCCAGCAGCCGGAGGACACUGCACUGCAGGAAGUUGAGCUUGAUCGCGUUACCUGGCGUUCCCCCAGACGGUGGGCGGGGCUGCGGCCAAGCCCCCCGCCACCGCCGUGUACGCCACGCAGCGCCACAUGGGCCUGCAGAGCCUGCCCCCGGACGGCAACCCCUACACCAACCUCGCCAUGAUCGUCCACCCCGUCAAGAUCAUGAACUUCAUCACCUCGUCGUGCGAGCAGUACGUGUUCUCGUGCGGCGAGCAGGACCACAGCGUCUUCAUGUGGCAGAUCAACCCGGAGGCGGUGGAGGCCAUCCACGCCGAGGGCGACGAGACCGGGCUGGAGCCGUGGCUGCUGGCGCUGCACGGCGGCCGCGACGGCUGGCUCUUCAAGGCGAUGCAGGACAUGUUCUGCUUCGCGCAG
Molecule: messenger RNA, 1548 nt
Organism: Thrips palmi
Lineage: Eukaryota; Metazoa; Arthropoda; Insecta; Thysanoptera; Thripidae
Product: cilia- and flagella-associated protein 251-like
Exons: 10
Coding region: 1-1170 (389 amino acids)
Cellular component (GO): motile cilium
Molecular function (GO): protein binding
Source: RefSeq, a predicted model, not a curated record